AUGAUCCGCGGCGUGCGCUGCAGGGACACCAGCCGCCAACAUGGCGAGAAUGUGACACAUGGCGACCGAAUGGGAGCAGAAUUACGACGCAUGGAAGUAGCAGCUAGAGGUGCUGGAAGUAUAAUCGAGGCUGGAACUAAAACUUCUGAGGAUUGGCAGGAGAGUGGUGAUGAGCGAACUGAGAACGUUGCUCUGACCGUGUACUGGUUGGGUACGGUUGCCAGAGAGACAGAGACCUUCAAUCGACCUCAGUUGGACGUCAGUGCAUUUGUCAACCUGCUAAAGUACAAGCCACACACUGUCACAGAAAUACUACCGGAGAGGGAGACGAAGAAGGGAGGAGAGAAGAGGGGGAGGAGUCCGUCUGCUCAGCGCGACAGCUCGUACGAAUCCGCGUCGGACAAGCAGGAGGAUGACCUGAGUCCCGUCAGGAUGCCCGGAAAGCACCACCCGAGCGCGGAGCUCGAAGCCACCCAGGGGGACGAGACGUGUUUCUCCACUAACGGUCUGUAUCUCGGUUGCACACGGACGACGUGCGCAGCAGAGGCAGCCUGCCCUCCCCCGGCAGCGAGCGUGGCCGGAGGAAUGGAGGAGGAGCGAGUGUGGUCCAUGCGGGUGUGGGUCUGUGGCGAUGUACGUGCUGGUCCGAUGCGGUGGGGCUGUACCGGUGUGGUCAUGGCAGGCUGGCUGUAG
Messenger RNA from Priapulus caudatus, 693 nucleotides. RefSeq lists its product as uncharacterized. The record is from RefSeq and is a predicted model, not a curated record. The transcript has 6 exons. Bases 1 to 693 code for a protein of 230 amino acids. NCBI's taxonomy places the organism in Eukaryota, Metazoa, Priapulida, Priapulimorpha, Priapulimorphida, Priapulidae.